Molecule: messenger RNA, 1096 nt
Organism: Hydractinia symbiolongicarpus
Lineage: Eukaryota; Metazoa; Cnidaria; Hydrozoa; Anthoathecata; Hydractiniidae
Product: ubiquitin recognition factor in ER-associated degradation protein 1-like
Exons: 13
Coding region: 151-1062 (303 amino acids)
Cellular component (GO): VCP-NPL4-UFD1 AAA ATPase complex
Molecular function (GO): polyubiquitin modification-dependent protein binding
Source: RefSeq, a predicted model, not a curated record
UCGCACUUUUUUGUAGAUAAAAAAACAGAACUCAUACAGGGUAAAAGGCAACAAACAUCUGGCACCCUGUUGUGGUUGUUUGUUGUUGAUCCUUCUGCUAGAUAUUGACAAAACAACUUAUUGCUGAUUGUAAAGAUAAAGAACAAAGUCAUGUUCAGUUUUAAUGUGUUUGAUAACCUUCCACUCACAUUCAACACACAAUACAAAUGUUAUUCAGUGUCGAUGUUAGCAGGUAAUGAAAGAGAUGAUGUUGAGAAGGGUGGAAAAAUUAUUCUGCCACCAUCAGCUCUAGACCUUCUCACAAGAUUAAAUAUAGUAUAUCCAAUGUUGUUCAAGAUAACGAAUACGCGCCAAAAACGUUACACCCAUUGUGGAGUGCUGGAAUUUGUUGCAGAUGAAGGGAAAGCAUAUAUUCCACAUUGGAUGAUGCAAAAUUUAUACCUCAGUGAAGGAGACCUCAUAAAUAUUCAGAGUGCAUCUCUUCCUGUGGCAACUUUUGCACGCUUUCAACCUCAAACAGUUGAUUUUCUAGAUAUCACUGACCCAAAAGCAGUCUUAGAAAAUGUGUUGCGUUUAUUUGCGUGUUUAACAAGAGGAGAUGUGCUUGCUAUCAAAUAUAAUGAAAAGAUAUACGAGUUGUUAGUUCUUGAAACAAAACCAGAAAAUGCUGUUUCUAUUAUUGAAUGUGACAUGCAGGUUGAUUUUGCACCACCUGUGGGCUAUGUUCCGCCAGAGAGACAGCCGCAAAAAAUGCAAACAGAAACAGAUGGAGAACCAUCGUUGGAAGGUAUACCAGAAAAAUAUAUAAACAGAGGUCAACAGCUCUUUCCAGGAAGUGGCAAUCGGCUAGAUGGUAAGAAGAAGAAAUCGAAAGACUCUAUGGAUGGAAAUUCUCCUGUAAAACCAUCGAUUAUAAAAAGAGGAAUUCCUGAUCUAAAUUAUAAAGUGGGAAUGAUUGAAUUUAAACGAAAGAUAUUGAAACCCAUCAAUAAACAGAUUGCUGAAGAAGAGACAUUCACGGCGUUUGGUGGCGAGGGGAAGUUACUAAGAAAGAAAAGAUGAACGUAGCCGCUAUAGAAAAUUUCCACCUGUUAAA